Gopherus evgoodei (Goodes thornscrub tortoise) is the source of this 1308-nucleotide messenger RNA. RefSeq names its product mitochondrial calcium uniporter dominant negative beta subunit (gene MCUB). Gene Ontology annotation, molecular function: calcium channel inhibitor activity. Lineage: Eukaryota; Metazoa; Chordata; Testudines; Testudinidae. Gene Ontology annotation, biological process: mitochondrial calcium ion homeostasis; calcium import into the mitochondrion. Gene Ontology annotation, cellular component: uniplex complex; mitochondrial inner membrane. The transcript has 9 exons. The record is from RefSeq and is a predicted model, not a curated record. The coding region runs from base 60 to 1133 and encodes 357 amino acids.
GACGCUGCCGGGUGCAGCCGCCGCGCCUCAUGAGCCUGCCCUAGGGCGGCGGGCGGAGGAUGCUGCCGCCGGCAGGGCAGCUGCUCCGGAGCGCCAGGGGGAGAUGGCAGCAGCCCCUGGCCGCCGCCGCCGCCGCGAGGAGCGGUCGCUCCCUGCCGGCUCCCCAGAUGCUGCGUCUGAAGCAAACUGGAAAUCUGAAGCACCAUAAAGCAGCAUGCUAUAGCACACUGGUGCCAUCUGAUGAAGUAACUGUCAGUUACAGAUAUGGCCUUCCUGUGGUAACUCUUAUGUUACCCUCAAGAAAAGAGCGCUGUCAGUUUACCAUCAAGCCAAUGUUAACAAGGGUGGGGACCUUCCUGCAGGAUAUACAGAAAGAAGAUAAAGGAAUUGAGAGGGCAGAAGUCUUUACAACAGGUGGACUCGACGGGGGAGCAUUAGCAGUUGACUCACUACAGGGAAAACACCAUAAUGGUAGCAAGAUCCCUACUACAGCAUUGAUGGAAAUUUUGUUGAUGAAUGACUUCAAACUUGUAAUCAACAACACAACUUAUAGUGUACAAGUCCCUGUAAAAGAGAAGUGGAGUAGAGAGCAUGCUACUGAAGCAGAAGAUAUCAAAUCCUUGGUUCACAGACUGUUCAUCGCCCUUCAUUUAGAAGACCACCAGUUAAGGAGAGAGAGAGAACUGCUUCAGAAACUGGAUCACCUAAGGGAACAGCUCGUACCCCUUGAGCAGAUGAAAGCCAAAAUUGCAACAAGUGCAGAUGCAAAGACCAAUAGGCUCCUAUGGACUGGCUUAGCACUACUGUCCACUCAAGGUGGAGCCCUGGCGUGGCUCACGUGGUGGGUCUAUUCAUGGGAUAUAAUGGAGCCAGUGACCUAUUUUAUCACUUACGGGAGUGCCCUGGCAUUCUAUGCUUACUUUGUACUCACUAAACAGGAUUAUGUUUACCCAGAUGUUAAAGACAGGCAAUUUCUCCACUACUUCUACCGAAAAUCCAGAAGCCAACAUUUUGACGUGGAACAGUAUAACAAGCUAAAAGAGGCACUGGCUGAGGUUGAAGAGUCCCUGAGACGCCUGCAUCAGCCCCUACAUCUGCAACUUCCAAUACAGGAAAUAAAUGACAAAGACUAAUUUUAUUUUCAUAAUUGUCAUUUGCAAAACCUAUUCCAGUAUUAAGUUUCUAUGUUGCAAACUGAAUAUUUUUGACCACUAUAGUUCUGAACAUUACUAGAAAUGUUGAUUAAAAUUAUUAUAUCAUUAGAUUUUAAAAAAAAUAAUUCCUGAAAUAAAGAAGUCUUUCAAAAUA